This is a messenger RNA of Volvox carteri f. nagariensis, 5323 nucleotides long. RefSeq lists its product as uncharacterized. Gene Ontology annotation, molecular function: protein binding. The coding region runs from base 68 to 5323 and encodes 1751 amino acids. The record is from RefSeq and is a predicted model, not a curated record. The transcript has 24 exons. NCBI's taxonomy places the organism in Eukaryota, Viridiplantae, Chlorophyta, Chlorophyceae, Chlamydomonadales, Volvocaceae.
AUUUGGCACGAGUCAUCAUUAUUGACUGAGCAAUCCCUACCCCUGUCUUCAUUUACUUCUAGAAGAUAUGCGACAGCGAACACCCUGUGUCCUUCUAUGCUUGCUGCUAAUUGCCAGCGGCUCGCUCCUAGCGUCAGCUGCUAAAAGAUCCAAAGGGAAAAAAGGGAACACCGCCGUGUCAACAUUUGAACAAGAUGGCAAGAAAUGGACGAUCUAUAAGAAUGAGGAGGGGAGGGCUUUCUUCUUUGACCAUUCGGCUGGAAAGGCCCAGUGGACUGAUCCUCGCAUCACACCCCUGACGCCAAACCAGCGUACUCUGGCCUUGCUGGUCUUCUGCGUCCCGCUGGUGCUGAUGGUGGCAGGCGCUGCAGGUUACCUCUACUGGAUCAAGAAAACGCGCCCCGAUCUCUUCAAGGGCCCGAAGAAGGUCAAGGGGCUGAAGAACUGGACGCCAAGAAGAGCCAGUAACUCCCUGGCACUUGAUCAAUGGCCAUUUCACAAGCUACCUUUGGGAUGCGUGACGGGGUGGGUGCUGGCAGUGGACUGUGUAUUUCUCGUUUUUGACGGUAACGUUACACGGGGGGCCAGGGGCAGCGUCCGAGAGCGUUCGAGACGCACGGGCAGGGUCGGACAGAAAGAGGUUGAGAGGCCCGAGCCGGCGGGCCCCAGCAUCAAUCCGGAGGCCCUGACAGCUCAAAAGCGCGAAUGGAUAGACUCGCAGGCGGCACAGGGCCAGCAGACUUUGGCCACAUGGCCGGAGCAUCUCUUCGAGCACUUCUUCGUAGUGGGCCUCCCACCGGACAUCGAGAUCACCCGGAUUGCGGAGGACCUUUGGGCCCAAGAAGUACGGCAACGUCAGGACGGCGGUGAGCAGCAUGGCGGCGCGGCAGGGGCGGCGGCAGCAGCAGCAGUAGCUGGCGUGGUUGACGGAGCCGGGGGCGGCGGCAGCAGCGUGGCGGGCGGCAGCGGGCGGGGCGGCUCCAAAUCGCAGCAGCAGUACGACAAGGCACCACGGCCGGCGUACGACGCGCAGGUUCUGUUCCGUCACCCCGCUAACAAGAUCGCACCUCUGAGCGAUCAGGAGCUUGUGGACAUGUGCUUCCCACACAAGGUGACCCCGGUGAAGCUGCGCCGCUCGCCCUCUCUCAGCAGCCUGCAUGAGGUCGUGUACGGCAGAAACGCAGCCGCGCGAGAUGACCAGUGCUUCAUCUUCUUGCUCAAGGUUGGCACGAACCUUCCGUUGUACGGCAUCUGCUGUGCCGUACCGGAGGUACUGCACCGCCCUCCCCAUCUGGCCCGCCACAUGUUCCCCGCUUGUCGUAUGCCGUUUCGGAGCGUCAUGAUUGCGGCCCCCCGGGUGUAUUGCCUCCUGUCACACUACCCCUUCUUCGACCUGCACUUCCAGGUCCUCAACGUCAUCCUGGGAAUGGAACGUCUGCACCGCACCAUCGACUUCAACGCGGAGCUGGACGGCAGUGGAGCAGCUGCAGCUGCAGCUGCACAGUCCUCGACCGCGGCCGGCGGCGGUGGCGGCGGUGUGGCUGGAACCCCAGUGGCCGCAGCCGGUGGCGGCGAUGCCACCGCCAAGGUCCCGCACCAACCGCCGCCGCAGCAGCCACCUCCACAACAGCACACACAGCAGCCUCCACAGCAGCCACAGACACCACAGCAGCAGCAGCGGCAGCCGCCGCGGGGUGCCGUACGGUUGAGCAGCAGGUGCUACUGCCAGGACUGUGCUAAUGCAAUUGUGGACAUGUAUCCGGGGUUGCUACAGCCCUGGGAGCUCGACCCGCUGCGCCCUUCCCGGCCAGGGCGACCGUCUCUCACGGGGCGGUUGCUCUCAGCUGAUGACCCGUGGGUCACGCCGGUAGCGGCGGCUGCGGUAGCCGGUCGCGGAGCGCCGCUGGAAGCGGUGCCUGGCGGCGCGGCUUUGGCGGCCAUUCGGACCCAAGGGUCGGUGCGGCGCUUGAGCGACCCGGGCUCAGCGGGGUUCUUAAGCCCCAGGUUGGAUUCCGGGACCUUGCCGGUGGCGCCGUCAGAGCUGGUGGCGGCGGGGGAGCAGCGCCAGAGUCGCCGGCUCUUGGGGGCCAGCGGCGCCUGCAGCGUAUUGGCUGUGCCGUCGCCGGCAGGCCCAUGGGUCUCCAAUACCGCGUCGGCUUUGGCGUCGAUGCAUGGCCUUGCGGCGAUGGAGUCUUGCCAGGAGGAGGAGGGCAAUGCACCGGAGCAGGGCCUCCUGGAGCACUCCUUGCCGAUCUACUUCCUCUUAUACAGCCUGCUUCCUUCAGAGCACAGUGACGUCGAAGCAGCGGGGGCGCUGGAAAGCGCUCUGGACAAACUGGCAGGCCUGCCUCGCGCCGUCGCCACCAGCAUGAACGAGGCGGCAGCGGCCGCUGCUGUCGUACUGCGGCGCGUAAGCCCUGGGCCCGGUACUGCUGCUGCUGCUGCCGCCGCCUCGGGCGGCGGCACGAGACCCAAAGCGGGGACGCCAAGCGGCGGUGCAGCCGGUCGGGGAGGCGGUGGCGGCAGUGGUGACGGCAGCGGUGACGGCGCUGGCCAGCUGCCGUGCCUGGACUCGGAUUCGUACCUCAGCUCCGACAUGGGAACGCCGCAUGCGGCGGCGAACAGCUCCGCCAUGGCGGCGCGUGCGUUGGUGGCGACGCCAGCCGAGGCGGUGUCGGCGUUUGCAACGAUUGUACGGGACUCCCUAAAAGCAAUCGGCAGCAGCGCCAUCAGCACUGGUCGACGGCGGCGCAGCGUCGGGGACGGCGUCUGCGGCGCAUCCGACGGCGGCGCCAGCGCUGCCGCUGCGGCGGCGGAGCAGCCCGACGGCCUCCAUAUUCGUCGGGUAGGACCUGACCAGUCCGCCGCCGCCUUCAUUAACGUACACUUGUCGUCACCGCUGAAGUCGUCGCGCAAGCUCAUACAACACCUUGCCGCCGCCGUCAGCGGUGGCGGCACCGCCGCCCCUGCUGCCGCGGCGCCGCCACAAUUGCCGCCGCCGUUGGCGACUAAGCCCACUGCUCUGCUGGCGUGGAACAGCAGCGCCGUCACGGUGGCGGGGGGCCCCGUGGAUGGCACCGCUGCCGCCGGCGCUGGGGGCCUGGCCAGCGACGCUAGCGUGAGCUUGGUACAGCAGCUCAUGCGCAGUGUCAUGGUGCCUGUCUCCCCAGUGCAAGCCCUCCCCAAUCCUGCAUACAGAGCCCCGAAAAACCUGGCAGUCCGCAGCAAGAGCCCGCGGUACCUCAUCAACAUCAUCAUCAACAUCAACAUCAGCAGCAGCAGCAUCAACAGUUGGUGUACGACGGAGCAAGGGCCGGGGGUUUGGAGCUGUGUCGGCGCCAGCGAGGGUGAUGGCGCGCCGUCCCCGGCAGCGGCCGCGGUGCUGGCGGCGGCCCCGCACUUGUUGCUUGCAGAGCAUUCAGGCUUCAGCGUCAACCCCUCGGACGCUAGCUUCUACUCGGCGGACGGAGUGGAGGAGGAAUGUACGCCGCGUGCCGCGGGGCCAGCGGAGCGCCAAGCCUUGCAACCUAGCUUCACCACAUACACACCGUCGGUGCUACAGCCGCCCGGCGGUCUUGCCAGCGGCAGCUCUCCACCCGUCGGGGGUUGGCGCUUCUCCGUUGACCUGCCGCCGAUGUCGUACAGCGGAGGUGGAGCUGUUGUAACUAGGCCGCGCAGCGCGGCGUUCGUGCCGCUGCUGCCCGGGAGUCGGUCGUCGCCGGCUGGGGCGGCCAGCGGCGGUGGCGGCGGCAGCGGCGGCGGAGCCGCUUAUGGGGGUUCCGUGCUGCCUCUUCCCUCGGGGCUUGCGACGGCGGCGGCGGCGGCGUUGCCGGGACCCAGCCGCUUGGCCCGUACGAGCGCCCCGCUGACACAGGAGGGCGCAGGGCCACGCAGCAAUGCUGCUGCCGCCGCCUCCGCCGCCGCUCCCGUUACUGGUACCGCUACUGCCGCCAUCUCCCCGCAGCUGUCGGCGUCGACGUCAGCAAUGGCGCUUCUACCGCGCGCCAGAAGCGGCGGCGGUGCCGCUGCCGCCGGAUGCUGCCAGCCAGGGGGCACUCCGGCCCCAGGCCAAUCAUCCCACGGCACCAGCAGUGGCGGCGGCGUGGUGUCUCCCCCUCCCGCCGGCGUGUCUGUCACGAGCAGCGACAUGUCGCACCACUUUUCCCCCCGCCACGCCCUGGACCAGCUGUACGGCUAUCCCCCGGUGCACCCCGGCGAGCAGAUGACGCUGCGAUUUGGCGGUGUUGCCACCCUGCAGUACACGCGGCCGGUGCUGGGGCGGCGUUUCACGGUGCUGGGGCCGCCGAGGUCUAUCCAGUCGUACGCGGAGGCGGAGCUGGCGGAGGGACUGCAGCACUGGACCUCAUCCAUGCUGUGCAGGUCUCUCUCCCUGGACAAGCUGCUGCUGGUGCUGACCGCGGUGCUCCUGGAGCGGCAGGUGGUGGUGUUCUGUCCGCACAUCUCGGUGCUGACCGGCUGCGUGCUGGGGCUGCUGCCGCUGCUGCGGCCCUUCUGCUGGCAGUCGCUGAUGCUGCCCGUCACCCCCGCCUCCAUGAUGGGCUUCCUGGAGGCCCCCGUGCCGUUCGUACUGGGGGUGCAGUACAAGACAAGUGACGUCAUGGCCAGGUGCUCGCACCUAAUCCGAGUCAAUGUGUACAAGGACCAGGUGAAGAACGGGGGGCCCUCCUUACCGCAACUGCCGGGGCUGAAGAAGCUCUCGGCGGCGCUGGCACCGCACCACGCCCUGCUGCGGCGUCGCGUGCUGGCUCAUCCAGGGGGCGGGGGCGGAGUAGGCGGAGGUGCGGCAGGUGGCGGAGGAGGGGGAGGGGGAGGGGGAGGAGCGGGCGUGGCAGGCCCGGCAUUGCCGCUGGGGAUGCUGCUGGCGGGCAACCAGGCGGCGGCGGCGGCGGAGUCAGCCGCGGCUGGUGGCAGGUCCCUCCGUGCCAUGAGCAGUGCCGAGCUAUCCGCCGCCAGCAGCUUCCUGUCCAUCCUGAGCCACCACCUGAUCGGCCUGUGUGGGGACCUGAGACCGCACGUCAUCACUAAUGUGGGGCUAUCCAAGAGGACAGGUGUUUUGAUGAAGGAGAGUCUGCUGGAGGUGAUCCCCCCCCGUGACAAGCCCUUCGUACGGCAGUUUGUGGAAACCCAGAUGUUCAGUGUUUGGAGUGAUGCGCUCAUAUCCGCCAACUUCGAGGGCUCCUUCGCCGCCGCCACCAAUACCGGCCAGGCUGGGUGGUCGAGUGCAUAUAGCCUGAUGAUACUGCUGAAGUUGGUGGUCUCGGCGGUGGUCUCGGCGGUGGUGGUGGUGGCGGAGGGCGCUUAA